CAGUUAUGCUAGAAGAAUAUGUGCUAAAUUUACAAGGGAUCGUGUUUCUAACAUUUCUUAUAGAAUAGUAACCAAAAAAGAAAUGUUUGAUGGUGAAAUAGGAUUUGUAUUUUCUGUUGAGGAUGCGCGCACGCUAUCUGCGGCGCCGGCCCUGACGGCGGUGUCAGGGGUGGCAGCAGUGUCCGCUGUGCCAGCAGUGUCUGUGACUGCUGAUGACCCGGAACGAACAUGCGCGUGCGCCGGCUGGCCGCGGCGUCAGCCACCAGUUCAUGAGAUUUUGCGCCCUAAGCCACGAAGGCCUUCAAGCGGUUGCCGGCCCGAAGAGGCGUGGUGCAGCGCGGGCGUGUCCGGAGCGCGAGCACUGCGCGUGCGCGUUGCAGGAGCGGCUCCGGCGCACGCCCGCCGACUCUCGCCACCGCCACAUGCGCAUCGGGCUACGACACCGCCACCGCCGCCGCCGAUUGAUCCGCCGGCUAAACCGAAUCCUGAGGAUUCUCGGACGGAGGCUCCAGAGGCCCCAAGUGGGGCGCAGCUGAAGGCAAUAAGUGCGGUAUCCCCAGUGACGGCGGCUAGUACGCCCGUCAAAAGCGCCCCAGCCCUAAGCAGCUAUGCUCUAGAACGACGCAAACACGACCGACCUGCUGAUACACCCCAACAGAAUGGUGUACGCGAGUGUAACAGCAGUUCCGAUGAAAACAGAUCCUCCGGUCAUGCAUCUAUGUCCGACAGUGGUGGCGGUGGGGAAGCUGGACGGGACGAGCCCAGAAGGUCGAGACAACCACCACACCCCAGAACCAAGCAUAGGCCGCAUAAUAAGUUACAGUCACCCUGGCCCGGAGGUGGUGGGCUGGAAGACAUCCGGUCUGCUAUCAAACAGCUCACGUUGCGCUCGAGGGACAGCAGCAGCACCGCUACCAGUGGUGCUUCAAGCGGGGGAGGAGGAAGCAACAACGCCCAAGAGACCGGCAGCGCGGCAGAGGCCAGGAGACGUCGCGCUCCGUUGGUGCGACAGCCGUCAUUGGACACGGUUUGCACCAACGUCACCAGCGCUGACGAGUUUGUCUGGGUCGACUCCCACAAUAGGCUAGUGGAGCUCCGCUGCGUCCCUUGGACGGCAGGCGAGGUCAGCCGGGCACUGCAGACCGGCCGCUGCCGUGAAGCCGUCGCUAGGUUGGCGCCCGACGCUCCACCACGCCUGGCUUACUUGUUGCAACGUGCCUUAGUCCGAAUAGCGCGUGAAGCGCAGCGCCUGUCGCAGAACUUUGGCUUUUGCUCCAAGCACGAAGUCGCCGGAGCUUUCAGAAUCAUACUCAGUACCCCGUUGGCCGAUUCUUGCAUAAAGGGUUGUCAACGUGCAGCGACAAUGUACGCGACGUCAGGCAGUGCGGCUAGGCGCCUGGGAUCGGCUGCGCGUGCGCGUACAAGUCUCGCCCCAGGCCGCUUCCUCAGAUGGAUGCUCGACGUCCGCGUCGCUUCUUUCGUUCACGAGUAUGCAGCCAUAUAUCUCUGUGCGGGAAUGGAGACGCUGCUGGAAGAGAUAGCUCUCAUAGCCGGCAGUGGCGCCGCUGCCGCUCCUAUAACGCCUGCGACCAUUGACCAUGCGGUGGCCAACUGUGCCGAUUUAUGGGGCCUUUUGCAACCCUACAGUCACUUAAACGCUGGCAGGGUAGCCUCAGGAGCUCUAUCUUUGUCGCGCUGGGAAUCAAUGAGCUCUUUAGGAUCCGGUACCGGGUCAUCGUCGGGGGCUCCUCGGCCUGAGAAUAGACAGUUGGGCAUGAGUCAUGAUUCUGGUAUCACCACCAAUGGAUCUGGAUCUGGCACAUCAGGUUCCAACACGAGUACAUCAGAGUCAGCUGGCACCAACGGCUCCGCGGGAUCCGGGGCUUCGGUGCUGUUGACGACGUGUGCCGGAUCCGCCGGAGAACUCAGGGCCGUGUUGAGACAGCUCAGCCCCAGACAUCCACCUCUGUCCCCCGCUGGGGAACGAGCCCUGUAUUACUUUAUGAGGUGUUCUCAGUUGGAGCACAGCACCAGUGGAGCAUCGGCGGGAGCGGGAGCGUGCGGCGGGGCAGGAGGCCUGUGGGGCGAAAGGGGCGCCGGGGCGUUGCCACCUUUGGGUGAAUGGGUGCGGGUGGCGCGUGCGCACGCUGCCCUCCGACCACCUCCUGUAGUACCGGACGCCGACGACGUGUUGCAGGCGGCUCGGUUGUUGCUGCCGCACGCUGACUGCCCACCCAGACCUGUCACCAUGGAAGAAGCGAUAGAGCCGGCUUGGUCGCGCUGUACGCGGACUGUGGAUGAAGUGAGUCGAGCCGCCUUGGGCCUGGCGCAGAGAGCCUUGUUGAGUGGCAGAGCCGAGUUCCUUAGCGGAGUCAGGGCGCUGCUGCCCCCUGCGGGGAUCGACGCCACCGACGGUUCGGGGCUGACUGCGCUCAUGAAGGCCGCCCUAGCGGGAGACGAACAAGUUGUCGCGAUGCUGCUAGAAGCAGGGGCAGACCCGAACAUCGAAACCGGAGGCUUAGCAGCUCAGCACAGUGCGCUGUUGUCGCCUUCGCGCUCGCCCAAUCAUCCCCACUCCUCUCACCUCGGCAACACCCCCGCCAACGCUUAUACUCCGCCGACUGCGGGUUGGACGGCUCUAGUGUACGCGUGCAGCGGCGCAGGCGCAGGUGGGUCGGGAGCGGUGGAGGCCGCUCGAAGACUGCUAGCCGCCGGCGCACGAGUCGACGGCGCACCCGCCAGAGGGGAGGACGUCUGUACGCUGACACCUUUGCAGGUGGCUUGCGGCGUGGGCAACCUCGAGCUCGUGCAGCUGUUGCUUUCGCACGGAGCCGACCCCUUCCUGUCCACGCAACUCACCGACGCUCUCUGCUACUCGGCGGCUGCUCAGUACGGCUGCUACAGCGCGGUGGCCGUAUGUUGCACUCACGGGCGUCGGGCUUGCCUUCGCGCCGCAGUCCGCGGGGGCGGAGGCCGAGCUGUUCUCUCUUUAGAAGAAGUGCUCGCGGAAGGGGCUCCGCCCGCCGCCGGCCGGCCUCCACCCUUCACGAAGCAGCAGCAGCGAGCUUUGCAAGAUGCCAUGUACUGCGCCGCUGAGACCGACCACCUCGAUAUAACUCUGGAGCUGCGAGCUCUCGGAGUCCCGUGGUCCCUUCACGCCUGGACGCUCUCCUUGGCAGCCGCGGCGGAGGCCUCUCUCGACCACGUCAUCGACCAACUCCUCCAAGAUUUCCUACAGGUGUGUCCGAGUGACGACAGCCACUACGGCAAGCAGUUCAUCUACGAGUGUCUUCCUCUGCUUUUCAAUAUUUUAAGAUACAGCAAGAAGGAAGGCACAGUCCUCCUGCUGGCGGACAUCUUGUGCGCGUGCUACGGCUGGGAAGCGGUGCCGGGCGUGCGCGAACCUCCCCCCGCCACGGCUGCGCCCGCGCGAGUGGACGUCUCGUACGUCAACAACCCCUCGCUGGCUGACGUCACUUUCAGGGUGGAAGGUCGUCUGUUCUAUGGACACAAGAUAGUGCUGGUGUCGGAGUCGCCUCGGCUGCGGUCCAUGUUGGCCCCGGCCCGGAACUCCGCGGAGGCCCUUCCGCCGGCCAACACGACGCCCCCGCUCGUGCAGAUUAAUGAUAUACGAUAUCAUAUAUUUGAGCAAGUAAUGAAAUACCUCUACUCCGGUGGUUGUUCCAACCUGGAUAUCCCAGAGAGUGACGUUCUGGAAGUGCUGGCCGCCGCAUCUUUCUUCCAGCUCUUACCGCUACAGAGGCACUGCGAAGCGCGCGCUGCCAAGUCUGUCGACCUGCAUAAUCUGGUGUCCGUCUAUAUCCAUGCUAAGGUAUAUGGCGCUACUCAACUGCUAGAGUACUGCCAAGGUUUCCUCCUCCAAAACAUGGUAGCUUUACUCACAUAUGACGACUCUGUGAAGCGUCUUCUGUUCGGCAAGCGCUUACCGGGUCACAAUGUCCUCGGAGCCCUGCUCGUCACGCUGCAGAAGAGAAUUGAAUCCCGAAAGAACCAGGCGAAGGUCAGAUAGCCGAGGAAUCGCAUUUCCAUGAUAAGGUUUCUGCAGAUGCGGUUCGCGUUCUAUGGGUUCCGACUUCCAUAGGAUGAACCUUCACAACGGUGAAAGAUGUCUUUGAAUUCUAGCGUAUUAACAUUUCAGAUAUUUUCUUAACGAGGUUAAAGGCGAUGUUUAAAUUAAUUUCAAAAUCUACGUUUUACUGUCGCGAGAAAAUAUAUUCAAAAAUCUUAUUGCGUCUGAGAGACGAGAAUAUGUUUUCUCCGUUGACAAGUGACUGUGAUUUUUUAUUUCUUUAUUAUUAAAUGUUUUUUUCUUCAAUUAAAUAUAUGUUAAUGAAUAUAAAAAUAUAAUAUCAAACACAAAAUAUUGAAACAUGUAAAUUUAAAUGCAUUGAGAUAAAACUAUGUUUUUGAUCUGUUUGUGUAUAUAAUAUACUAGUUAUAAAAAAUGUUAAAGAAAUAAAAAUUUGUAUUAACUUUCACCAUUAUGUAAAUACUCUAUAUAGUGUUACCCGCUAAGAAAACUUAAAUGAUAUGUCGCAGCACAAAGAUUUAAAUGCAUUAUAUUUUUAGAUAGUUUUAGACCUAUUCUAGUACACGUAACUUAACAUAACAAAAAACGCCUAAGAAUUCCAAAUCGUCACGGUAUUUUUUUAAAUAAAGGUAUAUAAAUUGUCUUUAAAAAUCUUAGAUAAUUUAUAAUAAAUAUCAAAUGUAAGAGCUAAAGUCAAAAAACAAUAAAGAGGAAUUCUUAAUAUAUUCAGUUUUGUAGAUCAUACUAAUAUUUUACAAUUUUUUAUUUGAAUAAUGAAACGGUACCCUACAAAAAGUUUAUAAUAAAAUGCAUUCAUUGCCCAUUAUGUUUGGAUUAAUCUUUAAAAGAGUAUUUGACGUUAUUUCGUAUAUUGUAAUUAUUAU
Pieris brassicae (large cabbage white) is the source of this 4935-nucleotide messenger RNA. Its product is annotated as ankyrin repeat and BTB/POZ domain-containing protein BTBD11. The coding region runs from base 83 to 4030 and encodes 1315 amino acids. NCBI's taxonomy places the organism in Eukaryota, Metazoa, Arthropoda, Insecta, Lepidoptera, Pieridae. The record is from RefSeq and is a predicted model, not a curated record. Gene Ontology annotation, molecular function: protein heterodimerization activity. The transcript has 25 exons.